Molecule: messenger RNA, 2738 nt
Organism: Durio zibethinus
Lineage: Eukaryota; Viridiplantae; Streptophyta; Magnoliopsida; Malvales; Malvaceae
Source: RefSeq, a predicted model, not a curated record
AUGGAAGCGUGGCACAGUCUCAAUGGCAUUUCAUGUAUCAUAAUCUUUUCAAUAUGUAAGAUAAUCCUAACCCAAACCAGAGAAACAUUAAACAAAACAAAUCUUUAAUAUAUCCACUUCCAUGUCCUCCUCAAAUGAUUUUUUUUUUUUUUGUUUGGAAUAUGCCAAGGUUACUGUUGUAAGUUAACAGCACGGAAAUGAAAAUGUUGAACACUCUUCGAUUGUUUCUCCCUCCUGCCCAAGCUGCCCUUUUCCUCUGUUUCAAACUGCCCAACCUGCCCUUUCUUGAACACUUUCCCUCUUUCUCAAGCAGCCCUCCUUUCUCCUUUUCUUUCUUUCUCUCUCUCUCUCUCUCUCUCUCUCUCUCACAAAAACCCCCUUUUGACUAAGUCUCAUAAACUGGGUCUUAGUGAUUAUCAGCAAAAAAAUUUUUUUAAUGUGUUUGAUUGCUUAAAAUCACUUGUUUUGAGAUGUUUUAAGACGGGUUUUCCUUUUUAUGAUUAAAAGUUUCCUUGUUAUUUAAAAAAAAAAGAUCAUUUUUUUUUGAGUAAUUUUGAUGGUUUUAGAUCAGUUUUAGAAAGAUGGGUUUUGGUCAUCAGUUUGAAAAAGUUGUGAAGAAAAAAUCAACAAGGAAGAAGAAAGAUGGAGGAGAAGAAGAAACAGGAUGUUGGGUUAAAUUAAGGUUCAUGGGAUGUUGCAUGUCUUCAAGAUCAAGAGUUGAUAACUCUAUGAGUGGAAGAACAGGUACUCAUUAUGCUGAAAGCAAAGCUACAAAAGAGAAAAGCAGAGAUCAACCAGUUGUUCCUGUGUCUUCUACAACCACCAGUAAUGCAGAAAGUGCUUCAUCUACUCCAAAAUUCAGUGAGGAACUGAAAGUCGCUUCACACCUUCGAAAGUUCACAUUUAUUGACCUUAAAUUAGCAACCAGAAAUUUCAGACCUGAGAGUCUUCUUGGUGAGGGUGGAUUUGGUUGUGUCUUCAAGGGUUGGAUUGAGGAGAAUGGAACUGCUCCUGUGAAACCUGGUACUGGGCUUACUGUUGCAGUCAAAACCCUAAAUAUUGAUGGACUUCAGGGUCAUAAAGAAUGGCUGGCUGAGGUGGAUUUUCUUGGUAACCUCCUCCAUGCCAAUUUAGUUAAAUUGGUUGGUUACUGCAUUGAAGAUGAUCACAGGUUACUGGUAUAUGAGUUUAUGCCACGAGGAAGUUUGGAGAACCACCUCUUCAGAAAAGGGUCCUUGCCACUUCCUUGGUCUAUUAGAAUGAAAAUUGCACUUGGUGCUGCGAAGGGUCUUGCCUUUCUUCAUGAAGAAGCAGAAAGACCAGUGAUAUAUCGCGAUUUUAAAACAUCUAAUAUCUUGUUAGAUGCAGAGUAUAAUGCCAAGCUCUCCGAUUUUGGACUGGCCAAAGAUGGUCCUGAAGGAGAUAAAACUCAUGUAUCUACCCGGGUUAUGGGAACAUAUGGCUAUGCUGCACCAGAAUAUGUAAUGACUGAUAUUAAUUUAGGACACUUGACAUCAAAGAGUGAUGUCUAUAGCUUUGGAGUAGUUUUACUUGAGAUGUUGACUGGCCGAAGAGCCAUGGACAAAAACCGACCAAAUGGGGAGCACAAUCUUGUGGAAUGGGCAAGACCGCAUCUAGGAGACAAGAGAAGAUUCUUCCGAAUUCUGGACCCUCGCCUUGAAGGGCAUUUUUCUAUCAAAGGUGCACAGAAAGCUGCCCAGCUGGCUUCCCAAUGCCUUAGCCGUGAUCCCAAAGCCAGACCUCGAAUGAGCGAAGUUGUUGAAACCCUAAAGCCUCUGCCAAACCUUAAAGAUAUGGCCAGGUCUUCCUAUUACUUCCAAACUAUGCAAUCUGAUCGUACUAGUUCCAAUGCCAAAAAUGGCAUCAGAACACAGGCUGGAUUUGUAGUGAGGAAUGGACAGCCUAUGAGGAGUUUAUCCAGUUCAAAUGGUCCUCAAGGUUCUCCAUAUCACCAUCCUCAUCCAUCACCAAAGCCUAAAGCAAAAGAAUCAUAGGUUCAAAUUUCUCUAUGUUCAUAUUUAGAAUUUGGUUCGUAUCCAGUUUCCACUUCUUCAGACUGCAUAAUCAACAGAGAAUGGGGGGUGCCUCUGCCAUUUCUUUGACAAGGAUUGCUUUAUAUUCCACUGUUUUAUUGUACCAGAAGAACUGAACAAGCCACACUGGAUGUGCAGCAUCCUGGUCAGUUCAUUGAGCUAAACGAAGCCCGUCUCAUUCAUUUCUCUCUUUUUCACUACUAUCCUAUACCUUUCUCCAGGAUUAUAAUUCUCUGGUAAUGGAGAUUAUAUAUUUCAUGCCAGCUUGCCGAAGAAGAUGAGGAUCUGGGAGCAGUUGGUAGGCUCAACCAUCAUGUGAUUGAACUAGGGUGAUGGCUGGUGAAAGAGUAGGGAAAUGAUGAGGAGAAUUUAUGUAACUUUCUUUUUCUUCUCUUAUUUCACUUUGGAAUGUGAUCAUUCAUGACUUGAGAGCUCUAAUUCACUCUUUCACCUCACAGUUACCCUCUUCAUUUUUUUUUUUUUUACUCUCUUUGAUUGUUGCUGCUGUACAAAUGGACCUCUUUUUUAAGUCUUUAACAAAAGAAAACUUGUGUAAAAAAGCAUAGGGUGCUGUUGUAACUCCUUUUUCUCCAUUAUUACACUCAAAGUCUGUUUCUUUUUAGGCAUAAUUAUAGAAAAAGCCUAUGAACUAAAAUUAAAUAAUCAUUUAAGCUCUUAACUUUU